Molecule: messenger RNA, 492 nt
Organism: Alternaria infectoria
Lineage: Eukaryota; Fungi; Ascomycota; Dothideomycetes; Pleosporales; Pleosporaceae
Exons: 2
Coding region: 1-492 (163 amino acids)
Cellular component (GO): endoplasmic reticulum-Golgi intermediate compartment; extracellular exosome
Molecular function (GO): calcium ion binding
Source: RefSeq, a predicted model, not a curated record
AUGGCUGAGGAGCAUCACAUCGCGGGCUACGACGCAACCACCUUUUUCAACAUGCACGACUACGACAGUACUGGUCUAUGGACUACCGUCGACAUCCGCAAAACCUACGGUCUCGAAGACCCCUCCAGCGCCUCCAUCUCCGAGACCAAGAAGCAAAUGGUCGUUCAAACUAUCCUAGACAUGUUCGAUAUCAACAAGGACGGUUCCAUCACCUUGGCUGAGUUCCUUCAAAAAGAUUCGGAAAAUGUCAAGCUGCCGGACUUUGGCAUGGGCCCAGGCCACCACGGGGACGACGAGUACGAGUACGAGAUCCAUCAUUGGGAGAAAUACCACAGCGGUGACGAUGUGAAGGAAGAGGACUUGAACCACCCAGAGGACAUUGCGCAUUUCAAGAUGCAUGAGGAGAAGGAGGCGGCACAAGAGGAGUGGGAGAGGCUGGAGCUCAGGGGUGUUGUGGAGAAGAACAUCCCCCAGAAAUACAGGCGGAAUUGA